Molecule: messenger RNA, 4799 nt
Organism: Pezoporus occidentalis (night parrot)
Lineage: Eukaryota; Metazoa; Chordata; Aves; Psittaciformes; Psittacidae
Gene: ACER3
Product: alkaline ceramidase 3
Exons: 11
Coding region: 71-874 (267 amino acids)
Biological process (GO): ceramide metabolic process; phytosphingosine biosynthetic process
Cellular component (GO): endoplasmic reticulum membrane
Source: RefSeq, a predicted model, not a curated record
GGCUCCCUUCUCCUUCUCUCUUCUCCCUCCUUCCCCUUGCGCUCCGCUCUGGCCUGAAGCGGACGCAGCGAUGGCUCCGGCCGCUGACCGGGAGGGUUACUGGGGCACGCCGACCUCCACCUUGGAGUGGUGCGAGGAGAACUACGCCGUCUCCUACUACAUCGCCGAGUUCUGGAACACAGUGAGUAACCUGAUUUUCAUUGUACCUCCGCUCUAUGGUGCGAUUCAGACCCAUAAAGAUGGCCUUGAAAAACGCUAUUUAGCUGCAUAUUUGUGUCUUACAGCUGUGGGAUUGGGAUCUUGGUGCUUCCACAUGACCCUGAAGUAUGAAAUGCAGCUGUUGGAUGAGCUGCCAAUGAUAUACAGUUGUUGUGUGUUUGUCUACUGCCUGUAUGAAUGUUUCAAGUACAAGAACACAGUCAAUUAUCCACUGCUUUUCUUGUUAAUAACAUACAGCUUCGUAGUCAGCAUAGUUUACUUGAAUUUGAAAGAGCCUGUAUUCCAUCAGAUCAUGUAUGGAACGCUAGUUUCCAUUAUAGUUCUACGAUCUGUUUAUAUAGUAUUAUGGGUAUACCCAUGGCUUAGAGGUCUAGGCUAUACAUCUUUAACUGUAUUUUUAAUGGGAUUUUUUCUCUGGAAUGUGGACAACAUUUUCUGUGAUAAAUUGAGAGCAUUACGAGAGAAGAUGCCUCCUGUUGUGGGAGCUGUGACGCAGUUUCAUGCAUGGUGGCAUAUUCUCACAGGCCUGGGCUCUUACCUUCAUAUCCUGCUAAGUUUAUACACAAGGACACUUUUCCUGAAACACAGGCCAAAGGUGAAGUUUGUCUUUGGAAUCUGGCCUAUUCUUCUGGUGGAACCACCCAAGAAGCUUUGACUGAGACCCAAGCAGUCACCUGCCAUCACCUAGCCUGGCUGAAUAAAGAGAUUCAACAGUUCCUAUGGCUGAAGUGUCAAACUUAUGGAUCAGUUCAAGCACCAUUGCUACAAAAGGACUUCUCUGUGUUCCCAGGCCAGCGCAGAGCAAAGAGUUGGCACACUAGGGAAAUAAUGUUUAGUACAGCUUUAUUCUAAGUUGUUAAAACAAAGAUUAAGACACAAAUAUUUUUAUGUAUAUAUUGUAUAGCUGAUGAUACUGAGCUAAUAUUUCGUGCUGGUCACAGAAAACUAACCAUUUUUGAAGUGGAAUUGCAGAUGUUUUUCAUUCAGUUGUUCUUUCUGUGGUUGAAACUAAUAUUAGUAACUGAAUGACAAAGGCAGGCCAUUGAUGGCCAAGCUGAGCAGUUGUGUGGCCUAUAGUGAACUGAAUGCUUAACCUGAACUACUUUAAUCUUGCACUUUUAUACAACUAAUGAAGUAUAUAAUGAUUGAUUUAGAGCUUUAUUUUAUCCUGCUUUUCCACAGCCUCCUUUGCCAUUUAUAUUUGAAGCAAAGCGGUUGGGAUACCUGUGCCAUUUAGUUCCUUUUGUACCAAGCUUCCAUUUUCUCUUUAGUCCAACUGAAUACAUCAUGGAAGAUGUUCCAAAGUGACCAGCAGAAGAUGCUUAAGAUGGUGAAGCAAUGUAAGGGUUCUUGCUUGUGUGUGGAAACUGAGUUCCUCAUUUGUUUGACCAGUGAUCCACCAGGAGACUGCAGGGUGACUGUAUUAACACAAGAAACACUUUUGUUAUAAGUAUUACUUCCAUACCUUUUCUACCAUUACUUUUUACUCCCCAUGUCCCAUUCGUACCACAGAUUGACAAACACCUUCAAUGUGUGCUUUGAAUUCAUCUCUUCCCCUUAUUUGACGAGUCUUAAAUACUGGUCUGAUUUUCAGAAGCAUCUUCUUACCCAGACGUAUUGAAAGAAAGAGUAAAGAACAAGGUGGAUAUAUGAAAUUGGCAGCACUUUGCUUCCUCUGCAUCUGUCCAUCACAUGGUUACUCUGUGGAAAGUUGACCACCUUUUGGAGACCAAGUUUUGGGGGAUUAAUGGAGGGGACAGACUCUGGUUUGUGCCCUUUUAUCUACCCAGAUGAUGAAAAUUAGUAAGAAAGCAUAAAGAAAACAUUGAACUAACACAGUUCUUCCAAAUAUUAUGCCUCAUAUUGGAAGCUGUGGGUUUGACUUCAGAGCUUGGGACAGCUAUCCCACAGAGUCUAUCUCUGGGUCUGUUAGCUGCCAUGCUAUGCUGUUGCUGUCUGCUUUUGAUGCUCUGAGGGAUUUAUCCUUCUUGCCAUGAAGAAAUAAAAGGGAAAUGCUCAGACUCAUCAGAAACCCCACUCAGUAUUGAUUUAAAACAUGCCCAAAGCAGCAAAGCGUGGGAUUAUAGCUACAACUGUCUCCCAGACCACAAAGUCGUGGCUGUUGUACAAUCAGUGCUGAUUCAAAUUGUCUCCUCCAUUAAUGUUUCCUCCUUUAAUGUCUUUUUUCUCCUGUUUGCAGCUCAGCUGCAUCUUCUGUGUCCAUCAGUAGCGCUGCCACUGAUGUGAAUCUCCAAACAAGACCACUGCUUUUCUUACGUGACUGACCCUGGACUCUUGGGAUCAAGCAGACCCAAACUCGGGUCUAGAAAAAGAUACAUAACCUUGAGUGACUUCAGUGAGCUUUAAGCACGUGCUGAGAGCAGCACAUUUCAACCUAGAAAGCACUACAAAGACUCCUGAAGGAUAAUGUUAGAACAGAUUUGUUGUCUGUAGGUUCCAGUUCCAUAGCCAAGGUCAGCAUCUGUGUGUGAUCUUCAGACAGAAAGAGGUCGGAAUUAGAGCACAGAGGAAGGAAAAUGCUGCCUUGGAUCAAGUGUCUUUAUUUAUAUAUUUUGUAAAGAGAUUUGAGAACUGUUCUAAAAAUGUAGCUUAAAAAGAAGUGCCUGCCUAUUCCUCUUCAGGCUCUCAAGCAUGCUUCUGCACAGUGCAUCUGAUUGUCUUAUUUAGUCUAUAUUUAGUUUACAUGUUUUCCUAAGUUAGGGAAAGAGUCCCAUAACAGGGACAUGGCAGCAAGACACAUCAACAGUCAGUUGUGACGUCUACCAAGGAUGAGAUUAUCCUUAAGAAUAUGAACAAACCCUUUAUUUUAGUGGCCUUAGUUUUGUUACUGGAGGAUGUGGGGGCUCUAGUUGGUUUCCCUGUAAAUGAGGAACCAGAUCAUGCUGAAAAGCCACUUUAUUAUUGAUAAAGCAUCUCUAUAAUGGUUUAUAUUAAAGAAGCUUAUUGAUUUUCCUACACAUUUGCAACUAGAAAGUGUAUUUUUUCCCCAGAUCCUCUUGAACUGAAUUGUCAGGGUUUAAGAAACAAAGGUAGAAAAGCUCUUGUUUGAAUUUCAUGCUGCUGUUAGCUUUUCAUUCAAGUAUUGUCACUGAUGCUUUUAUCUUUAAAAGGAAUUAUUAUGUAGAUUGGCUUCUUUCUUCAUUCCAAACAACCAAAACCAUGCACACCUCUACCACCCUUCCAGCAGCCUUUGUUAAAGGUUAUGUUAGACCCUGAAGAAUGUAAUUUCUAUGUGUUAUUCUCUAUCCUAUAAAUAACCUAAAGUGAUGGGUGCUUUGGUUUGACUGCCUUACUGAUCUUGGGAGUGAUACUGAAGCUCGUUUUAACUGGGUGUCACUGCGAUUUAGACUGCCUUUUCUUGUGCCUGGAAAGACAUCUUUAUUCCUGUGAUGUGUUAAAUGUCUGUUAAAUUGCUUUAUAUUUAUAUCACUUGUAUGACUUGCUGGUUUCUUUCCCUACAAACCUUGGAUCAGCACAUCCCAAACUUUUCUGGCACUACAUCUUGUAUCUUUGAUCCCGUUUUUCGAGUAGGAUUCAGACAACAGCUACUUAAAGGGGAAUUAGGGAAGUAGCGUGUGUUGUUUACUAUCAGUCCUAUGGGAUGUGUCGGACAGACUUGAUAACAAUGAAUUCUUUUAUUCUUUAACAUCUAUGAAGAACCAGGACAUCUGCCACUUUACGACCAUCAGUUUGGCACAGAUCAGCAGCAAGCAGUUCUGCAGACCAUGAGUUGAAUAAUUCUUCCUUGGAAAUAAGAGGAAAACCUCAAAAUUACUCUCCCAGUACAGAUCAACACCAUACCUUAUGCUGGGAAUCUAGAUUUUUCUGGAUACAGCUCCAGACACGCACUGUCCAUAACAGAAGAUAAGACAUGAUAAACAGAAAUGUGCCAUCAGGAGGCAUCUCAUCUGUGUUUGGAUGCAGCGUUGCUGGCUUGCGGUAUUAGUUAUCUCUGGACUUCAUUUUCACCUCUGGACUUCACUGUAAUGCUUUUCCCUCUAGCACAGGGAAGAUGUGCUAGCUACUAGGGUCGAGAAGAGCACCCCAGAGUGAGAAUUGGGACAUGCAGUCGAUCACUUGCCAAUCUACCUCUGUCAUGUGUUGUAUUAUACCUGUGCCCUUAAUUCUAUCUGCCUGAACGUGCUGACGUUAGAGCAGCCUCACUUAGACCAUGCAACAGUAUUAUACUGAGCUGUGGCUGACUGUGCACUCUCCAUAAUCAGCUUGUUCAGUGUCUGCCACUCUUAGGUUGUGCUCAGCCUGUGGUUCAUCUGUGUGGAGAAGUCUGGCAGCUUUAGAAAGACACAUGAGUAGGAGGACUUUAAUUCAGAUGUGUGAAGUGAAACCUGGGCAGUUAAGUUACAUUUAAAGCUAAGAUGCAAACAGUAUCACUUGGUUUACAUGAUUUUGGGAGGCACGUGAUAAAAAGUACUGGUUUAUAAUUAGUUUAUAAUUCUCUUUUAAUCUAAUAUUGUGCUGUGCUUAUUCCUGGGCCUGUCUUGUUUUGCUGAAGCAAAAUUGUAUGAUUUAAAAGGUAGCCGAUUCUUUUGGCUGUUGUA